Musa acuminata subsp. malaccensis (wild Malaysian banana) is the source of this 794-nucleotide messenger RNA. The record is from RefSeq and is a predicted model, not a curated record. Lineage: Eukaryota; Viridiplantae; Streptophyta; Magnoliopsida; Zingiberales; Musaceae.
CAGGAGAAGAAGAAGGAGAAGCGAGAAGAAGAGGUGCAAUACUCUUUUUGGUUUCAUCAUCGUCGUCAUAAUUUUCAUUAUCACCACCAUAAGAAGGAAAAGGAGGGGAAUAAGAAGGAACGCGACCGAGGACGGCAUGGAGACGCUGGAUGAGGAGGUGGAGGAGUAUAGCUGGAGGGACGUGGUGCUGCCGGCGUUGAUCCCGGUGGUGCAGGAGCCGGUGGAGCUGGAGAGAGAGAGCAGGCAACGACGGCGCGGCCGGGACAUCCUGGUGGCGGUGGACCACGGCCCCAACAGCCAGCACGCCCUCCACUGGGCCCUCGCCCACCUCUGCCGCCUCGCCGACACCCUCCACUUCGUCCACGUCGUCCACAGUAGGCUCUUCUAUCCUUGUGUUCAGGACGAGGUGGUGUACGAGGUCAGUAAGCAGCGAAUGGACGAGCUGGCCGUCGAGGCCCUCCAGAUUGCCAUGGUGAGGUCGCAGGGUCGCAUCGUGGAAGGGGAGGCCGGGAAGAUGAUAUGUCGAGAGGCGGAGAGGUUAAAGCCGGCAGCCUUGGUGAUGGGAACCCGUGGGCGAGGCCGCAUUCAAAGUGUGUUGCAGGGCAGCGUCAGCGAGUACUGCUUCCGUCAUUGUAAAGCAGCACCGGUCAUCAUCGUUCCGGGGAAAGAAGCCGGCGAUCGGUCUGUCAUCUGAUGGAGCGCCGCAGGGAAUUAGGUUGCCUUGUACCUGCUUUCGUUGAUUAUUUGGGUAAUAUCAGAACCAGCAUCAGCCCGGUGGGUCGAUGAUGGCAAUU